UGAUGUUUUGUUACUAAAAAGGUUGUGAAUAAGCGUUAUUAAGAAUUGGAGUGAAAUUGUACUAGUAAUAAGAAGAAAAGCUCAUGUGUCUGUACUCGAGAACUUACGUAGUUACUGAAAGCUUACGCUUGGAUAAAAGUUGACGUCAAUAUGCUGCUGUUACUAUUGCUGGUGGGGCUGAGCAUGGGAGUGCCGCAGAAGCCCAACCUGGACGCUAUUCUCAACCGCAGGACAGAUGUCUACAUAGCGGGCUUCUUCCCAUUCGGAAAGGGAGUCGAGAACUCAAACACUGGUCGCGGCGUGAUGCCAAGCGUCAAACUGGCGCUGGACCACGUCAACGAGCAUGACUCCGUGCUGCGUAAUUACCGACUGCACAUGUGGUGGAACGACACAGAGUGCAACGCUGCGGUGGGCGUGAAGUCUUUCUUCGACAUGAUGCACAGCGGACCACACAAGCUGAUGCUAUUCGGCGCGGCCUGCACGCACGUCACUGACCCCAUCGCCAAGGCAUCUAAGCAUUGGCAUCUUACACAGCUAUCCUAUGCGGAUACCCAUCCAAUGUUCACGAAGGAGGCGUUCCCCAACUUCUUCCGUAUCGUGCCCUCUGAGAACGCUUUCAACUUGCCGCGCAUCCGCCUGCUGCAGCACUUCAAUUGGACAAGAGUCGGCACCAUCUACCAGAACGAACCCAGAUAUGCUCUGGCACACAAUCGUCUACUGGCAGACUUAGAUUCUCACGGAUUCGAUAUCGACGAGACGCAGAGCUUCGCAACUGAAGUAAGAACUGCACUAGAGAAGCUAAAGGAAAAGGACAUUAGAAUAAUACUCGGAAAUUUCAAUGAGACCUGGGCCAUGAAAAUCUUCUGUGAGGCAUACAAGCUGGAGAUGUAUGGACGCGCGUACACGUGGCUGUUGCUGGGCACGUACAGCGAGCGGUGGUGGCUGAAGCGCGGACCGUGCGCGCGCCGCGAGCUCACUGCCGCCCUCGACACCGCCCUGCUCACUGACCUGCUGCCGCUGUCUACCACCGGGGAGACCACCAUCUCCGGCAUCACGGCAAAAGACUAUCAGAUAGAAUACGACCGAAGGAGAGGUCUGGAGUAUUCAAGAUUCCACGGGUACACUUACGAUGGCAUAUGGGCGAUGGCACUGGCCAUACAGACGGUGGCACAGCGGGUCAAACUGAAGCACAAGGAGAAGACGGUGCAAGACUUCCGCUACCGAGACAAGGAGUGGGAGCAGCUCUUCCUCGACGCUCUCAGCAAUGUUACAUUCGAAGGAGUCACCGGUCCAGUAAGGUUCUACGACAACGAGCGAAAAGCAUCGAUCCUUCUCAAGCAGUUCCAGGGCGAUCAAGUUGGAGAGAUAAAAGUCGGAGAGUACUGCGCGGAGAGAGAUCACCUGGAUUUAACCAGCUGGGAAUCUUUUAAAUGGGUUGGCAAGAAUCCCCCAAAAGACCGAACGUUACGUCUCAUCGAGCAUACUCAGGUGAACAUCACCAUCUACACCGUACUGGUCUCCUGUUCCGUGCUCGGCAUCAUCCUGGCCACCGGCUUCCUCGCCAUGAACAUACACUAUCGUAAUCAAAGAUACAUUAAGAUGUCAUCGCCACAUCUGAACAACGUGAUAAUCAUCGGCUGCAUCUUCACCUACAUGAGUGUCAUCUUCCUCGGCCUCGACUCCAGUCUGGGCAGCUUGGGUGCAUUUCCAUUCAUCUGUAGCGCGAGGGCGGGUCUGCUGAUGACGGGUUUCAGUUUUGCAUUCGGCGCGAUGUUCUCCAAGACCUGGCGCGUGCAUUCCAUCUUCACUGAUGUUAAGCUCAAUAAGAAGGUGAUAAGAGAUUAUCAACUAUUUAUGGUGGUCGGAGUUCUACUGGCUAUAGACAUUGCUAUUAUGAGCACGUGGCAGAUAUUCUAUCCCUUCUAUAGAGCUACAAAACAGAUGGAGCCAUACCCUCAUCCGACAAGUGAAGACAUCGUUAUCGUUCAAGAGAAUGAGUACUGUCAAUCAGAAAAGAUGACCAUUUUCGUCGGAAUCAUUUACGUGUACAAGGGACUCCUACUGGUGUUUGGAGCAUUCCUCGCUUGGGAGACUCGACACGUAUCCAUUCCCGCGUUAAACGAUUCUAAACACAUCGGUCUGUCUGUCUACAAUGUGCUCAUCAUGUGUAUUAUGGGUGCACCCAUCGCUCAUGUGCUCGCGGACCAUAAGGACGCCCUAUUUGUUCUCAUAUCUAUCUUCAUUAUAUUCUGUACAACGGCCACUUUGUGCCUGGUAUUUGUGCCCAAGCUACUAGAGCUACGUCGUAAUGGCCAGCCGGGCGCGGCGGGGUCUCGGAUCAGGGCGACGCUGCGGCCGGCCACGACACACGAGUGCCGCGACCCCGGCCCCGAGCUGGAGCGUCGGCUGAAGGAGCUGCGCCAAUAUAACAACCGCUACCGCCGCACGCUGCAGGCCAAGGAGAACGAACUGCAGAUGUUGCUCAGCAAGCUGGGCAGCGACGCUAGCUCGGAGUCUUCUACACGGGAGUCGCGGUCGCCUGCGCAGCGCGUGCGCCUGCCCACUACCAAGGAGAACAUCAGCCAUCCAGAGACCAGCGAUAUAACGUCAGUGUGCAGCCUCAGCGCCUCGGCUGGUGCGGAGUCAGAGUACAUAAACCUGCAGAGCCAAACCAGCAUUGAGAAGCCCAAGCCCUCCGCUCCUCCAGAGCCAGUAAAAGAGGUGACCAUAAAAGAGCCGAAGAAAGAACAAACGAAGAAUGUAUCUUUCAAGAACCACCUGGACUACACCAGCCCGCCGUCUUCUAAAGCUGUGCCUGAAAAAGACCAGCUCGCUAAACUGCCUUAUGGCUGGUCUACUGAGGAACCCCCUGAACCACCAAAGCCUAUCACUAAGCCAUCAGAGCCGGUGAAGGCGGAGACAAAGACAGUGUCCGCGCUGAAGACCAGCGAUUCUAGCACCCCACCGGAUACAACGACCAAAGCAACACCAGUGCGCGAGGUGAAGUCCCGCCACCGACGCAUGUCCAGCGCCAGCCCCGCCAUGCUGGCUGACCUCAUGCACAUCUCUGUGGACCGCGAUGACCAGAGUAUGGAGAGGAAGGUCAUCGGUCAAGAGAGAGAACCUUCCAUACCACCGAAACCUAAACAAGAGCCUGAGGAUAUCCUGGACAUAGACCAUGACUUCUCCUCGAUGGAAAGAAGAAAAUCAUGCCAAAGACGAGAUUCAGAAAAAAGAAAGAAAGAGAGCUUUAUAGUGGUGCAGAGUGACUUAUGGGAUACGAAUACCUUCCAGUACACAAGUCAGAAAUCUCCGCCAGCUCAUGCUCAUUCACCUAUGCAGAGAAGUGUGUCAGAAAAGAGUCGGCAACAAGCGUCGCCUCACCACCACAGAGAACCUGACACAAGAAGUAUGGAAAGGAGAGCUUCAAAUACUUCAAUCAACCAUAAUGGUACAACACGAGGUGGUACACCAGAAGGCUACCGAGACUCUGAUACAUUGAAGAUGUCAGAUAGAUUGUCAAAGCGUCGUGGCUCAGAGUUCCCGCAGCCUGUAAGCACCCCACCACACCAGCUGCAAACUAAGAGGCGACAAUCUGCAGCCUAUAUGCGGUCAUACCAAGAAGAAAAAAGUGAAAAACCAGAAGCAACACCUCGCAGACAUGACGAUAUUCCUAGGAAGCAUACUCCUGAACCUAAAAUAGAGUCAGAAUCUUGGAAACCUGACCCUGACACAAUAAGAGUAGCGAAAGGACCGGAGUCACCGGCCAAAAGGUUGAAACAAGAAGCUGAGCCCUUAAAGAGAGCAAAAGGUGUAGGGGAAUCCCCUAAGCUAACUCAGGCGACUCAUCAGACGAGACCUGAUCAUCAUAAGAGUAGCCCUAAUGUGGCUUCAAGACAUAAAAUGGAGUCAAAUGGCAAAAAAGAAGAACGUAAAUCAGCUACAUACGGCAGAAGUGAUUCGAAACGCCAAGAUUCUGCAGAGCAACGUAAAAUGUACACAGCUAGUUCGGAAUCGGAAUUGUUCGAGUGCGCAAUUCUGCCCAUCUUUCAAAAACUUCUCACUGAGAGACACAAAAGUCAGCCGCACGGUUUAAAUUUAAGCUAUGGUGUUAGUUGUCCCAAUAUUUCAAUUAAAUGUGACAUAGUUGAAUAUUUGUAA
Messenger RNA from Papilio xuthus (Asian swallowtail), 4161 nucleotides. Its product is annotated as gamma-aminobutyric acid type B receptor subunit 2. Gene Ontology annotation, biological process: G protein-coupled receptor signaling pathway; gamma-aminobutyric acid signaling pathway. Gene Ontology annotation, cellular component: G protein-coupled receptor heterodimeric complex; membrane. The transcript has 31 exons. Gene Ontology annotation, molecular function: G protein-coupled GABA receptor activity. The coding region runs from base 151 to 4161 and encodes 1336 amino acids. The record is from RefSeq and is a predicted model, not a curated record. NCBI's taxonomy places the organism in Eukaryota, Metazoa, Arthropoda, Insecta, Lepidoptera, Papilionidae.